Messenger RNA from Onychostoma macrolepis, 1430 nucleotides. RefSeq names its product gap junction gamma-1 protein-like. NCBI's taxonomy places the organism in Eukaryota, Metazoa, Chordata, Actinopteri, Cypriniformes, Cyprinidae. Gene Ontology annotation, cellular component: connexin complex. The coding region runs from base 110 to 610 and encodes 166 amino acids. The transcript is spliced from 2 exons. Gene Ontology annotation, biological process: cell communication. The record is from RefSeq and is a predicted model, not a curated record.
CACAAAGGCAAGAAAACAAAGACAAUAGUACAAAAGAAAGAAAACAAGUAGCAAAAGUCUGUGAGCUGUGCAGUGUGGGACGCUGUCUGCCCCGUUGUCAUCGGACGUCAUGAGCUGGAGCUUCCUGACGCGUCUGCUGGAGGAGAUCCAGCACCACUCCACGUCGGUGGGGAAACUCUGGCUCACUGCACUAGUUGUCUUCCGCAUCGUACUGACUGCGGUGGGCGGCGAGUCCAUAUACUACGAUGAGCAGAGCAAGUUUGUCUGCAACUCAGGCCAACCCGGAUGUGAGAAUGUCUGCUACGAUGCCUUCGUGCCGCUCUCACACGUGCGAUUCUGGGUCUUUCAAAUCAUCCUGUCCGCCAUGCCCUCUCUGCUCUAUAUGGGCUACGAGGAAGCUAUUAAAAGACCCCCAAACUCUCCAAGUUGGGACGUCUUCUGUUUUCAGGCUUCUGUUCUUCUGGAUCGCUCUUCUUCUUCUUCAGGGAGUUUUAUCCUUCAGACACAGCCUUCGGACCUUUUCUGGCAUUUUACUCACAAAUUAACUCAGUCUGAAUUUCCCGCAGACCAACUCCUCCCGGAAGACUUCGAAGCAAGGUUAUUUUCGUAAACGAUAACUGAAACUAAGACUAAAACUAUUGGUCAAAAAACAUUUUCGUAAACUGAAAUAAAAUUAAAAUUUCUAAAUAAAUGAAAAACUAAAACUAAACGAAACUAACAACAGUAACUGAAAAACUAACGAAAAUAAAAUAAUAAUUAGCAAAAAUAAAUAAUCGUGUUUGUGAUUUAAUAAGCUCUCACUCUGUGCCAGAAAAUCGGACCUGUUGUUGUUUAGGGAAAUAGAUGGCGCUUCAUGCACGUGAGCUGCGUCCUCAGCGGCUAUUCACAAAGAAUGCGUUUUUGCAUUUAAAAUGCUAUGAAAUGGGAAAUAAUAAUAAUGCGCACCUUACAGCGCACGAACGUUUAAAAGCGUGCUUGACGUGCGAGAACAACAUGAGAGUGAAAACUAACAAAACUAUUAAUAAAACUAACUAAAACUAAACUGAAAUUAUAGGAAAUUUGAAAACGAUAUUAAAAUAAAAACUAAUUUAAAAAUUCUAAACUAUAAUAUCCUUGCUCCGAAGGGACAAUGCCAGCACACUAAGCUGAACUCAGACUUCCCCUACUUUUCGGACUAUCAUUCCAUAUCAAAACCAAUGCAAGUAUCCUUUCUAGUAACUGUCAGAUGUACUGCAAGUUAGACCCCCUUUAAAAAAAAAAAAAAAAAAAUGUAAUGUUUCCUUGCUGGCUCUUAUAAGGUUGAUUUAGUCAAGCGCAGUUAAAUAUUUUUGGUCUCACUUUGUAUUAGGUGGCCUUAACUACUAUGUUAUAACUACUUAACUACUUAAUUAUAUCUGUAAUUAAUUUCUGCAAUUAAUUUAUAUGUAUUU